This is a messenger RNA of Acanthosepion pharaonis, 3522 nucleotides long. NCBI's taxonomy places the organism in Eukaryota, Metazoa, Mollusca, Cephalopoda, Sepiida, Sepiidae. The record is from the annotation of a GenBank genome assembly.
AUGAAACCUUUCACCAUUUGUCACUAUCAAAAUUUCAUUUCUUUCCCUUCUUUUCUUCCUUUUCUUUACUUCCUUAAAUGGUUCGUCCUUUCUUUCUUUCUUUCUUUCUUUCUUUCGUUCUUUCUUAAUUUUUCUUUCUUUCUUUCUUUCUUUCUUCCUUGCGUGUUUGUCUUCCUUCUUUGUUUUCAAUCUGUCUUUCUUUUUUCUCUUCUGUAUUCCUUCCUUCUUGUUAAUCGUUCUUUCUUUCUUUCUUUUUUCUUUCUCUCUUGUCUCUACCCCUUUCUUAUUUUUAGUCUUUCUUUCUUUCUUUCUUUCUUUCUUUCUUUCUUUCUUUCUUUCUUUCUUGCUUCUCUGACUUCCUUCAUUUCUUCCUUCUUUCUUUUUAUCGUUUUAGUCUUUUUUUUCUUUUUCAUCUUCUUUCUUAAUGUUAUUUUUCCUUUUUUUAAAUAUUUUUCUGCAUUUCUUCAUUCUUUCUUUCUUUCUGUUUUGUUUCUUUUUCAUUUCUUUUUUUCUUUCUUUCCUUCUCUUUUGUUUCUUUUUCAUUUCUUUUUUCUUUCUUUCUUUCUCUUUUGUUUCUUUUUCAUUUCUUUUCUCUUUCUUUCUCUUUUGUUUCUUUUUCAUUUCUUUUUUUCUUUCUUUCCUUCUCUUUUGUUUCUUUUUCAUUUCCUUUUUUCUUUCUUUCUUUUCUUUUUUUGUUUCUUUUUCAUUUCUUUAUUUCUUUCUUUCCUUCUUUUUGUUUUUUUUCAUUUCUUUUUCUUUCUUUCCUUCACUUUUUUUUUUUUUCAUUUCUUUUUUUCUUUAUUUCUCUUUUGUUUCUUUUCAUUUCUUUUUUUUUUUUUUCUUUUGUUUUUUUUCAUUUCUUUUUUUUCUUUCCUUCUCUUUUGUUUUUCUUUUUCAUUUCUUUUUUUUUCUUUCCUUCUCUUUUGUUUUUUUUUUCAUUUUUUUUUUUUUUCUUUCCUUCUUUUUGUUUCUUUUUCAUUUCCUUCUUUCUUUCUUUCUUUCUCUUUUGUUUCUUUUUUUCAUUUUUUUUCUUUCUUUUCCUUCUCUUUUGUUUCUUUUCAUUUUUUUUUCUUUCUUUUCCUUCUCUUUUGUUUCUUUUUCAUUUUCUUUUUUCUUUCUUUCUCUUUUUUUUUUUUUGCAUUUCUUUUUUCUUUCUUUCUCUUUUGUUUUCUUUUUCAUUUCUUUUUUUUCUUUCUUUCCUUCUCUUUUGUUUCUUUUCAUUUUUUUUUUCUUUCUUUCCUUCUCUUUUGUUUCUUUUUUUCAUUUCUUUUUUCUUUCUUUCUCUUUUGUUUCUUUUGCAUUUUUUUUUCUUUUUCUUUCUCUUUUGUUUCUUUUUCAUUUUUUUUUUCUUUCUUUCCUUCUCUUUUGUUUUUUUUCAUUUCCUUUUUUUCUUUCUUUCCUUCUCUUUUGUUUCUUUUUCAUUUCCUUCUUUCUUUCUUUCUUUCUCUUUUGUUUCUUUUUCAUUUUUUUUUCUUUCUUUCCUUCUCUUUUGUUUCUUUUUCAUUUCUUUUUUCUUUCUUUCCUUCUCUUUUGUUUCUUUUUCAUUUCUUUUUUCUUUCUUUCUCUUUUGUUUCUUUUGCAUUUCUUUUUUCUUUCUUUCUCUUUUGUUUCUUUUUCAUUUCUUUUUUUCUUUCUUUCCUUCUCUUUUGUUUCUUUUUCAUUUCCUUUUUCUUUCUUUCUUUCUGUUUUGUUUCUUUUUCAUUUCUUUUUUUCUUUCUUUCCUUCUCUUUUGUUUCUUUUUCAUUUCUUUUUUCUUUCUUUCCUUCUCUUUUGUUUCUUUUUCAUUUCCUUUUUUCUUUCUUUCCUUCUCUUUUGUUUCUUUUCAUUUUUUUUUUUCUUUCUCUUUUGUUUUUUUUCAUUUUUUUUUCUUUCUUUCUCUUUUGUUUCUUUUUCAUUUCUUUUUUUCUUUCUUUCCUUCUCUUUUUGUUUUCUUUUUCAUUUCUUUUUCUUUCUUUCUCUUUUGUUUUUUUUCAUUUCUUUUUUCUUUCUUUCCUUCUCUUUUUUUUCUUUUUUCAUUUUUCUUUUUAUUUCUUUCCUUCUCUUUUGUUUUUUUUCAUUUCCUUUUUUCUUUCUUUCCUUCUCUUUUGUUUCUUCUUCAUUUCCUUUUUUUCUUUCUUUCCUUCUCUUUUGUUUCUUUUCAUUUCCUUUUUCUUUCUUUCUUUUCUCUUUUGUUUCUUUUUCAUUUUUUUUUUUUCUUUCCUUCUCUUUUGUUUUUUUUUUCAUUUCUUUUUUUCUUUCUUUCUUUCUCUUUUUGUUUCUUUUUUUUCAUUUCUUUUUUUCUUUUCUUUCUUUCUCUUUUGUUUUUUUUCAUUUUUUUUUUUCUUUCUUUCUUCUCUUUUGUUUCUUUUUCAUUUUUUUUUCUUUCUUUCUCUUUUGUUUCUUUUUCAUUUUUUUUUUUUUCUUUCCUUCUUUUGUUUCUUUUCAUUUUUUUUCUUUCUUUCCUUCUCUUUUUUUCUUUUUCAUUUUUUUUUAUUUUCUGUCCUUCUCUUUUGUUUCUUUUUCAUUUCCUUUUUUUUCUUUCUUUCUCUUUUGUUUCUUUUUCAUUUCCUUUUUUCUUUCUUUCUUUCUCUUUUGUUUCUUUUUCAUUUCUUUUUUUCUUUCUUUCCUUCUCUUUUGUUUCUUUUUCAUUUCUUUUUUUUCUUUCUUUCCUUCUCUUUUGUUUCUUUUUCAUUUCUUUUUUUUUUCUUUCCUUCUCUUUUGUUUCUUUUUCAUUUCUUUUUUCUUUCUUUCCUUCUCUUUUGUUUCUUUUUCAUUUCUUUUUUCUUUCUUUCCUUCUCUUUUGUUUCUUUUUCAUUUCUUUUUUUUUCUUUCCUUCUCUUUUGUUUCUUUUUCAUUUCUUUUUUCUUUCUUUCUUUUUCUUUUGUUUCUUUUUUUUCUUUUUCUUUUUUUUUCUUUUUUUUUUUUCAUUUUUUUUUUCUUUCUUUCCUUCUCUUUUUUUUCUUUUUUCUUUUUUUUUUCUUUCUUUCCUUCUCUUUUGUUUCUUUUUCAUUUUUUUUCUUUCUUUCCUUCUCUUUUGUUUUUUUUUCAUUUUUUUUUUUCUUUCUUUCUUUCUCUUUUGUUUCUUUUUCAUUUCUUUUUCUUUCCUUCUCUUUUUUGUUUCUUUUCAUUUCUUUUUUCUUUCUUUCCUUCUCUUUUGUUUUUUUUCAUUUUUUUUUUUUCUUUCUUUCCUUCUCUUUUGUUUCUUUUCAUUUCCUUUUUUUUUUUUUUCCUUCUCUUUUGUUUCUUUUUCAUUUCUUUUUUCUUUCUUCUUUCCUUCUCUUUUGUUUUUUUCAUUUCCUUUUUCUUUCUUUCUUUUCUAUUUUGUUUCUUUUCAUUUUUUUUUCUUUCUUUCCUUCUCUUUUGUUUUUUUUCAUUUUUUUUUUCUUUUCUUUCUUUCUCUUUUUUUUCUUUUCAUUUCUUUUUUCUUUCUUUCUCUUUUGUUUCUUUUUCAUUUCUUUUUUCUUUCUUUCCUUCUCUUUUGUUUCUUUUUCAUUUCUUUUUUCUUUCUUUCCUUCUCUUUUAUUUUUCUUUUUCAUUUUUUAA